Molecule: messenger RNA, 1416 nt
Organism: Hydra vulgaris (swiftwater hydra)
Lineage: Eukaryota; Metazoa; Cnidaria; Hydrozoa; Anthoathecata; Hydridae
Source: RefSeq, a predicted model, not a curated record
CAACAUCUGAAUAUAAUUUUUUCAGCUUUAUAUUUGUGUCAUUUUUUCAGCAUCAUAUUUGUGUCAUUUUUUCAGAAUCAUAAUUGCAUCAUUUUUAAGAACAUUAACAAGAAUUUUAAUGAUACUUAUGCGUCACAUUUUUUAGCCAAUGCAUAUUGAGAGGUAUCAAAGAAAACCUGUUACAAAUUUAAUUAGAGAAAUUUUACGCUCAAUUCUGCUGAUAUUAUUUUUAGCUAUAUUUGUUAACCCGUUGAGUUUUCAAUCUAACGUUGCAACUAGCGUUGCUACUGGUUUAAUAAAUCAUAUAAACCGAUCUGAAAGUGAUAACAACAAAGGUGCAACGCUAAAAACUUUAAUUAUUGGAAAUGAGUCACUAAAUAUAUUAUUCCUCUAUACAAAUAAUUCGUUUAAUAAAUAUAAAACAGAUGGAAAAGAAUCGUGCAGCUUUCGCAUUAAGUUAACCAAAAAAUGCGAGUUGUUGGUGAAAAUAUUUGGAUUAGAUCAAAUAUCAAAUCUAAUUUCUCUUUACAAUCCUUUUUCUACCCAAUGGAAAAAAAAAGAAUAUAAUUAUCAAAACCGACAAGAUAAUUGGUUCACAACGCGAGUGUUUUGUUCAAAUAAAACAUUUGUUAUUGUGCAUAACUUCACGUUAUCUCACUGUAAUGGGUCCAAUGUCAAUAAAAAUGUGAUUUUAGUUGCAAAUGGUAAUGAAAGUAAUGUUUAUUACAAGCUUCAUAAAAAAAAACUUGUCCUCGGAGUAAGCGAAGAUAAGAAGUUUUAUAUUUUGCCGAUGGUAUUAAUAUGUAUCACAAUUGUGGUUUUUGUAGUGUUUUUAUCUAUUGGUGUCAUCAUUAGAUCUUCUCGACAACGUCGUCAUCGAUUGCAGCAAACAGAAGAAGCUGUAUUUGAUUUUAGAUAUAACAAAACGAAUCAAAAAGAAUGCAGCGUUUCAAGGAUUGUUACAACUUUAGAAAAAAUAACAAACCCAUUUUUGGUUUGUGCAAAGGUUUGCUUGAAACAUCUGAACAUUGAUGUAUCUACAGAAAAUGAUAACGAGGAUUUUGUGAUCCCAAAAUGCCUUUCCAAGGAGACACGAAAAAUAAGCUAUUAUGGAACAAUACAUAUGAAUCUUUCACAAAAAAAGCAGCCUAUUAUGGCUGAUUUUUGCGAAGAAACGGAAUCUGAUCAAUCAAUAAAAACUACUCAAGUUGUUAAGCCAAAGUUAAACUUUCAUAAUCGUCAGCUGUCAUUAAGCGUGUAAUCUCUAAGUGCUUCAUAUUAAAUACUUCUUUUUAAAGACUAUUAUAUUUACAAGUUUCGAUACAAUUUUUCUCUUAAAUAUAAAAAAACUUAGCAUAUUUAUUUUAAGAUAUCUUGUACAGUCAUUGACGGACGAAAGAUAUGUGCGUUGUCAUA